UGUGCUUGACCAAAUUGUGGCUCACAGACUUCCAGGGACUUCAACAACCAGAUGGAACUUUCAUAGCCGUGCUGUUAACACAGUGUUUGAACACAAGGAUGACCUCAUCAAGUGUUUCCAAACUAUCAGAGACUCUGGUGACUUUGAUCCAAUCACUGUCAGAGAGGCAGGGGGCUUUGUGAGAAUGCUGGAGGAAGAAGAUUUCUGCUUUCUCCUGGCCUUGUUUCACAAGAUCCUGCCACAUGUGGACAUGCUGUUUAACCAGCUACAGAAGAGGAACAUCGACUCUGUCUACAUCACAGGAGUCAUCCAGACGUUCACCAACAGCAUGCAAAAGAUCAGGGACUCCAUUCCUUCUCUGAAUGAGGAAUACAGCGCAUCUGUGCAGCAGCACUCCACAAAGAGAAGGAGGAAAUUUGGACAGGGAGAACGACAGCAGUUGGCUUCAGAGGUAUGUGGUACCAUUCUGAGCCAUGCCAAAGAGCGGUUCUCAUUCACCAAGCACCUCAUCAGUGCCACUCUGCUACAUGGAGACUUGUUUGUGCAACACACUGCACAGUUCCCAGAUGCAGCACUGGAAACUACCGUUGAGGCCUACCCCAUGUUGAACAAAGCCAAGCUGAGAACAGAGCUAUCCCUCAUCUAUGAGAACGACGAGUUCAAGGCCUGCAGUGGUGCACUGACUCUAUUCCAGUUUUUCAUGGAGAACAACCUUCAGGGCACGUUCACUGAGACUGUAAGUCUUCUCAAGAUUCUCAUCACCACACCCAUGACAACAGCAGAAUCAGAAAGAUGCUUCUCUACUUUAAAGAGAAUCAAAACUUUCCUGAGGAACACCAUGACGCAGGAUCGCCUGAAUGCACUGGCCAUGCUCUCCAUGGAGAAAAAACUUGUCAGAAACAUUCCUGACUUCAAUAAAAGGGUCAUUGAGCUCUUUGCCACACAGAAGGACAGAAGGGCAAAAUUCCAGUACAAAUAAGACACACACACACA
Molecule: messenger RNA, 993 nt
Organism: Stegastes partitus (bicolor damselfish)
Lineage: Eukaryota; Metazoa; Chordata; Actinopteri; Pomacentridae
Product: zinc finger MYM-type protein 1-like
Exons: 3
Coding region: 185-979 (264 amino acids)
Molecular function (GO): protein dimerization activity
Source: RefSeq, a predicted model, not a curated record